AAACGGCUGACCCUGGCCCCCGGCCUGCAAGGUUCAGUCCGGUCUUCCUGCGGCUCGUGGGCUCUCGCGCUCCAGCCACCUGCGCGUCCCUCCACCCGUCCCGGGGGCCCCCGGAGCCCUUCCGCCAUGCGGCUCCUGCCUCUGGCCCCGGGUGGGCCCCGGCGGGGCAGCCCGCGCCACCUGCCCUCCUGCAGCCCAGCGCUGCUGCUGCUGCUCCUGGGCGGCUGCCUGGGGGUCUCCGCGGUGGCGGCGGGCUCGCGGAGGCCCAACGUGGUGCUGCUCCUCACCGACGACCAGGACGAAGUGCUCGGCGGCAUGACACCACUAAAGAAAACCAAGGCUCUCAUUGGAGAGAUGGGGAUGACUUUCUCCAGCGCUUACGUGCCAAGUGCUCUUUGCUGCCCGAGCCGCGCCAGCAUCCUGACAGGGAAGUACCCGCAUAACCACCACGUCGUUAACAACACCCUCGAGGGGAACUGCAGCAGUAGGUCUUGGCAGAAGAUCCAGGAGCCAAACACUUUCCCAGCAAUUCUCAGAUCAAUGUGUGGUUAUCAGACCUUUUUUGCAGGGAAAUACUUAAAUGAGUAUGGAGCCCCAGAUGCAGGUGGACUCGAACACGUUCCUCCCGGCUGGAGUUACUGGUAUGCCUUGGAAAAGAAUUCUAAAUACUAUAAUUAUACCCUCUCUAUCAACGGGAAGGCACGGAAGCAUGGUGAGAACUAUAGCGUGGACUACCUGACAGAUGUCUUGGCUAAUGUCUCCUUGGACUUUCUGGAGUACAAGUCCAACUCGGAGCCGUUCUUCAUGAUGAUCUCCACUCCAGCGCCUCAUUCGCCUUGGACAGCUGCACCCCAGUACCAGAAGACCUUCCAGAACGUCUUUGCGCCAAGAAACAAGAACUUCAACAUCCAUGGAACGAACAAGCACUGGUUAAUUAGGCAAGCUAAGACCCCAAUGACUAAUUCUUCAAUACAGUUUUUGGAUAAUGCAUUUAGGAAAAGGUGGCAGACUCUACUCUCAGUUGAUGACCUUGUGGAGAAACUGGUCAAGAGGUUGGAGUUCAACGGGGAGCUCAACAACACCUACAUCUUUUAUACCUCGGACAACGGCUACCACACAGGACAGUUUUCUUUGCCAAUAGACAAAAGACAGCUGUAUGAGUUUGAUAUCAAAGUUCCACUGUUGGUUCGAGGGCCUGGGAUCAAACCAAAUCAGACAAGCAAGAUGCUUGUUGCCAACAUUGACUUGGGGCCUACUAUUUUGGACAUCGCCGGCUACAGCCUGAAUAAGACACAGAUGGAUGGGAUGUCUUUACUGCCCAUUUUGAAAGGUGCCAGUAAUCUGACUUGGCGAUCAGAUGUUCUGGUGGAGUAUCAAGGAGAAGGCCGUAACGUCACUGACCCCACGUGUCCUUCCCUGAGUCCUGGAGUCUCUCAAUGUUUCCCAGACUGUGUGUGUGAAGAUGCUUACAACAACACCUAUGCCUGUGUGAGGACCAUGGCGGCACUGUGGAAUUUACAGUAUUGUGAGUUUGAUGACCAGGAGGUGUUUGUAGAGGUCUAUAACCUGACUGCAGACCCAGACCAAAUCACCAACAUCGUGAAAAGCAUAGACCCAGACCUUUUAGGAAAGAUGAACUAUCGGCUGAUGAUGUUACAGUCCUGUUCUGGGCCGACCUGUCGCACUCCAGGGGUGUUUGACCCCGGAUAUAGGUUUGACCCUCGUCUCAUGUUCAACAAUCACGGCAGUGUCAGGACUCGAAGGUUUUCAAAACGUCCUCUGUAGCGACCUCGGCAGUGGACCCCUGCACGCCUCUUUCUGAUGAAGUGAUUGUAGUAGAUGUCUGUAGCUAGUCUUCAAGACCACGCCUGGAGGAGUUUCUGGACUGGCUUUGUUUUAAGUCGUGUUUGAAAAAGCAACCCAACCAGCUGACUUCCUUGUGCAAAGUGUUAAACUGUGAACUCUGCCCAUGUCGGGAGUGACUGUCCCUGGUCCCUUCACUCCACUGAUAAGGAAUGCUCCUGAGGUCUUUGUUCUCGCCAUACACUUUCUGUCCUGGGGCUACACUUCUUGAUUAUUCCCCAUGUGGUCAAAGUCUGAAUUUGUAAAUCCAUUCAGAUAAAUGGCAAUACUUCAGGGGGAAAAAUGUUUUUGAUAUAUAUAGCUUGACCUAAAAUCAAAGGACCUGCGUAGCAUUUCAGAUUGAGCACCUCACUGUCAAAAAUACUGACAUCACAUGGCUAGAAGAAUGACCAUCAGAGCUGAAUCAUCUGAUUAAGAACAAGUACCAUUGUUUUUAGAUUGGUAGAAAUAUAUUGUUUAUAAUAUCCAUCACAAUGUGAUAAGGUCACAGAUUCAAAACAUGUCAACCAAGCUCUGUUAGUUUUUUGGAAUUCUGGGCUGGUGCUGCACUGAAAUAGAACAGUAGGCUUUUGGGAAUGGCUAAUUCCAGGUGACACUGAAUUAGUUAAUGGUGACAGCCACCUACUUGCCGGUGGCUGCUAACCACAUGGAGUGCCAGUUACCACUAGGGGGAUCGAGGGACUGUCUCUCUCUACUUUCCCCUCAGAGAUCUGAACAGUAAAGCGGCUUAGGUAUCUCUGCAGAGAACAGGAACUUCUGGGGUUGGUGAAGGCUGCAUUUCCCAAGGGCCUCCCGUAGAUGGGGCUCUCGGGUUGGCAGAUUGAAGGGCUGUGGUUGGGAUGUGGUAAGUGCCUGUCCGGCAGGGAGCCUGGGUUUCAGAGUGGGAAGUUGUUUGACUCUCUCUUCAUUUUACUGACAUUCUGUUCAUUUGUUACAAGAGGUAAAAAUUUCUUACAGUUGAUGCAAAGUACCAACUCCUUUACCCUACCUUCUUCCCUCCUGGAUAGGGUCUUCCUGAGUUUUUGGAGUCUUGUGUAAUUUGGGCCCCAUUCGCUAUUCCCCUGCCAAAACCAGAUCUUGUUGAGGUUUCCUCACUGUUUAGAACACCGACAUUUUUAUGGUGUUUGGCUCAAAAACCAAUCCCGUUUCCAUUGUUUCCUUCACAGGAAGCUCAUCAGUGGUGGGACGGCAGAGGAGGAGGAGCUGCUGUGGUUGGGAACCUGUUCGGCUCAGGCAGGAGUGAUGGUAGCUCUAUUUAAGGUCUUAGGUUGAGCUCUAAGCACUUUGUAGGACGUGGCCAGAGCACCUUUUCCAUCAGAAUUCCAGAGAGCCGUGACAGGUUAAUAGCCAUUGGGUUUAUUCCUUUACCUCACACAACCCCAGUAACUGUGGUGGUAUUUAGAGGUGAAACAGGCAAGUGAGAUGAACACCUCUGCUAUGAACGUUUUAGGGAAAGAAAUGCUAAAAAUUUCAAACUACAAUGUUGAGUAUAGGUUACAGCUUUAUUCUACACUUUGAUUCUUAACAUUAAUCAGUCAACUUCCACAUUAAUGAAAGUUGACCACAGUUAUUCCAGAAUAAAAAGAAACCUACUGUUACCAGGUCUUGUACUGUGAUGUCAUAUUAUUCAGUUUUAUGAUGCCGGUUCCUGAAAGCAGGUGAAGUCAUGAGACUGACACGUGAGCUACCGAUAGUGUCCCUGCCACACUCUUACAGUCAGCAGACUUGUUUGGGUGGGGGGGUGCCAUGUGGCCUCUCGGUGUCCUCUACUCUUAGUUGGUACAUUUCCUACCAAACGUUUAAAUGGCCUCUAAAAAUUUCACUUUUUCUCUUGGACUAGCUUCGUUCUGUAUCUGUGCUAAUAAAAUCAUCUUUCAUAAAGAGGCCUCAGUUUACAGCCUAGCAGACUAUAGAACGCACUGAACUUUUCAGAAUGUACAAAGGAUCCACUGCAAGAGGCUUGCCUUGUUUCUCUCUAACUGUACUGAUCUGAAUUUUGAUUAUUUUCCCUUCUAAGAAGGUCAGGUCCGUAUCUGUUGGUGCCCUUCAGAGUACAAAACUAGAUAACCAUUACGAAUGAACACAGGCUAUAGGAAUGAAUAGAGAUUUUUGCCUUACGAGAUUUCCUAUUACAAAGCUCUUCCUCAAAUACAGUGACAAAGCAGGGAACAUCUGUUAAGCAUCUUUGAAUUUGACCAAUGGUGCUGUGCAAAAUACAUUUUAAUUGACAACACUAGGGUUUUUGUACAAAAUAGUAAUGAUAGCCAUGGAAGUUAUACCUUAAUCUGUGAGAAAUGUUCUUAAAUUUAUUUUUAAGUGUCUAAGAAUUAGUGCUUUUUUAAUAAAGAAAGAUGAAUUGUUCCAGGAUCCUUAUUAAGAGAAAGCAAAAGGUAUUUCAGUCGAUUCACCAAUGGAAUUAGAUGGAAAGGUUUGGGCUCUUGGGUUUCACCACCACUUAGGUCCCACUGAACUUUGUGAAUUCCUGUGUUUGCAUCAUCUGUUCCUAGAAGUUAUUCUGCCCUGGCUGUGUGUCAUCUCUGUCAUUUGACUUAGAAAGUGCCCUUCAAAGGACCCUGUUCACUGCUGCACUUUUCAACGAAUUAAAAUUUAUUUCUGUUCUAGUGGGAA
This is a messenger RNA of Diceros bicornis minor, 4491 nucleotides long. RefSeq names its product glucosamine (N-acetyl)-6-sulfatase (gene GNS). Gene Ontology annotation, molecular function: glycosaminoglycan binding; N-acetylglucosamine-6-sulfatase activity. The coding region runs from base 127 to 1785 and encodes 552 amino acids. Gene Ontology annotation, biological process: glycosaminoglycan metabolic process. The record is from RefSeq and is a predicted model, not a curated record. Lineage: Eukaryota; Metazoa; Chordata; Mammalia; Perissodactyla; Rhinocerotidae. The transcript is spliced from 14 exons.